AUGAUGCAUCCUGCCUUCGUUUUAUGUUUUCUUAUGCUUCUUGUUAUUGUUACUUUUCAAUCAGUAAAAUCUGGAGUAAGUAAUUAUAUUCCAGUGAACGGCUGUGUAUGGUCUGAUUGCAAUGUAAGCAAUAUUAUUCCUACGAUUCAAAAUUAUUCAAUUGAUUGUUGUAAACUAGAAGUUCCUCUUAAUUAUGCGAAACCAAAUGAGACAAAGAUUACUAUUUCGAUGACACGUCUCAAGUCCUUUAGUCAACAAAAUACGAUGAACAAUACUCUUUUCAUUCUGACAGGUGGUCCCGGUGAAUCUGGUUGGACUUAUAUUGAAUAUGCAGGCAUUCUUUUUCCACCUAGUUAUGGUAUAACUAUUAUAUUGCCUGAUCAUCGUGGUAUUGGGCUAUCGACUUCCAUUAGUUGCGACGAUUAUGGUUCACAAAAUAUAACUGUUGAUUGUAUUUCUUAUUUGACCUCGAAAUGGGGCAUUGAAGGUUUAAAUCAAUUUUCUAUCACUGCAGCAGCUCAUGAUUUAUCGGUUCAAAUUCGAUUUUAUCAAUCCAUUGUUUCUGGUCGUGUGUCGGUAUAUAGUUUUAGCUAUGGAACAAUGUGGCUCGAUCGUUUUCUUCAAAUCUAUCCAAAUUUAGUUCAGUCAGCUAUUAUGGAUAGUGUUGUCAAUCCACAACUCUUCUCUUCAAGUCGUUAUGAUCUUUGGACAUCAUUAGUUGCUACAAAAUUUUUAACAUACUGUCAAUUUCAAUCAGAAUGUAACCGGUAUUUUCCAGCUGAUGAACCCCCUCAAAUCAUGCUAUCGAGAAUACUUAAGGAAUUAGCUGGAAACAAUCAACGUUGUGCGAAGAACUAUUUGUCACAAUAUCAUUUGACUGAUGAAAAGCUUCGAAGUUUAUUUCGUAACAUGAUGACAUCGAGCACGUCAUAUUAUGAUCGUACUGUCAUACCGGCCGUCAUAUUUCGUUUGAAUCGUUGUAACCAAGAAGAUGUGAUGGUAUUGAAAUUUUUUUUCGAAACUACUAUUGGAGUGGAAGAAAGUACAAAUACAAGCCGUCCAACUGUUCCAUCACUUUUCGGUUCUGCCGUGCUUGGUUAUAAUAUUAUUCAAUCGGAAUUGUGGCUAGGUAAAGAUGAAAAUGAAGUUGAUGAAGAGACUAUUUUAGCUUGGCAUUCUUCAACUUUAAUGGCUCCAGAGAAUCCGAAAUUUAUGAUAUCUUUGCGAUCUAAAUGGCCUAAGUAUCCGUUAGAUGAAUAUCAUCAUAAAGUGGCUACCAAUUCAACUGUAUUGAUGUUAUCAAGUCAACUUGAUAUGGCAGCACAUCUUGAUUAUGCCAUUCAUCUUGCAACAAUAACAGCCAAAACACGAACAUUCUAUGCUUUUCCAUUGAUUGGCCAUGUUAUUAUUCCUAUAGCAUUACUUGGCUAUCAAUGUCCACUAAAACUAAUCUCUUCAUGGGCAUUUCCAAAUUUAUUUCCUUCAGAAUGGAGUGAUCCUAGCUGCAUUCAAGAGUUUCCUACGACAAUAGAUUUUGUUGGAGCUCAUGAACAAGGAAGAUUUGCUUCAAUGAAAUAUUUAAAUAUAUCGAAGCCUUUUGAUAAACUUAAUUUAAGUGCUAUUCCGAAUUCAAGUAUCCGUUCGACAAGUGCUUACGAAUUUUUCAUUUACUUUUCACUAUUUUUUCUAACAUUGUUUGUUAAGAUUAAGUGA
Molecule: messenger RNA, 1713 nt
Organism: Rotaria sp. Silwood2
Lineage: Eukaryota; Metazoa; Rotifera; Eurotatoria; Philodinida; Philodinidae
Source: the annotation of a GenBank genome assembly